GCCGCGUCGUCAAUACCUCGUUCUUCUUCUCCUUUUAGCGUCUCGUCUCACACGACGUCCAUUCAACAUCCGAAUGUCCAACAUCCUACUCGCAACUCACGUAACGACCAAAACAUCGCACGCAAGAAAUCUCCGGCUCCCGCCGCGUUGGGAAUCCUCAGGGCGUUAGAACCUAGUCACCUGGACUCGCAGUCCAAUUUUCAUCAAGACUCUUCUGACGAUCAUCACCCGCCAAGCGAGCCCGUACGUGCGAAGGAGAAGAGAGGUUUCUGGGAGGGAAUGUUGAAGGAUCGGGAGAGUAAGGCAAAGGAAAGAGAAAGGGAAAGGGAGAGGGAGAGGGAGCGGACGAGAGACCGAGAUCGGCGGGACGAUGACGUCGGCGGUGCUGAGCUGACAAGAAUGAUUGGCUAUCUCACUGCAACAGCAUCUGAGGAUUGGUCGAUUGUGCUCGACGUCUGCGAGAGGGCGUCCGCUAGCGAAGCUAAUGCCAAAGAGGCCGCAAAGGCUCUGAGACGGGAGUUUAAGCAACCAAAAUCACAGCUGGCUGCAGCAAGAUUGUGGGCAAUUAUGCUUCGGAACGCUUCAGAUGUUUUCCUUGCACAGAUUUCUCAGAGGAAGUUCAUAGAAAACUUGGAAGAUGUCCUAACGUCCUCUCGAACCUCGCCAGUCGUUCGGGAACGAUUGAUGGAGGUAUUGGCGGCGGCGGCCUACAUAUCAUCGCGAUCUCAGCCGGCAGGUAAAGACAAGGAGAAAGAGAGAGAUGGAUUUCGUGGCUUAUGGUGUCGUCUCAAGCCUGCGGAUAAACCGGAGUGUGGAGUGCCAUUUGAUACGGAUGAUGCGAUGUUCAGUCCUCCCGUCACCUCUCUGCGGAGGCCUAGUUCGCAGUACUCCCUCGAGACGCCUACUUUUGCACAGCAAACAUUCGCCAGAGGAGUAUCACCCACCCCUCCGCCAGUGGACCGAACUCCCCAGCCGCAGGGUCGCCGGCGUCAUCGCGGCAUAAUUCCUCUGGAGGAGGAUAUGCAACGACUAUUCCAGGAAUGUAAAAUAGCCCGCGGCAACGCCAACGUGUUGUCCGAUGCCUUGGCAUUUGCGAAACCGGAAGAUCUUGAAGGAGAGCUCGUCCGUGAAUUCAUGGCGAAAUGCCAUUCGUCGCAAGAGUUGAUCCAUACGCAGAUACCAUGGGCAAGUUCGGGUGCAGAAAGGUCUCGAGCGGAAAGAGCCCUACAAUCUGAGCAUGGUCGAUCAACACAUGGUUCCCAUCAAGAUCUUCAUGCGGGUCUAGACGAGCCCCCAAAUGAACUUACCAUAGAAGAAGAGUUGCUUGCAGCCCUUCUCGAUGCUAACGAGGCACUUCUCGGGGCGUUGCGUAUGUAUGACGACCUCUCAAGGGUUGCUGUCGAAAGGGCAAUGGAGGAGAGGAGCAAGCGGGAAGUAAGGAUGAGCAGAAGGGAUUGGCUAACGGCUGCGAAGCAAUUUGACGAGCAGCUCGGUGAACCUCCCGGAGGGCACAGCGGGCCGCCAAGAACUGCAUCGCCGCCGCUUCCUUCCCCUCCAACGUCACCACGUCAGCAAUUUGAAGUGCCCAUAGUCGUACCCUCCCCCAAUCACCCAUUACCACGGAUACCACCGAGUUUGAUGAACUUAAUGCCCAACACCCCUUCACUAGCUCAGAUUACUUCACAGCAUUACCAUUCGCAGUCCACGACACCAACGCUACUAGCGCCGCCUCACCCCCUUGGACCCCGUUCGCCCUCGCAACCUCAAACUCACUCUCGCACGCCUUCUCCGGAUCGGAUGCAACGAUUCUCGAGGAAUAAUUCCCCCGAGAGUAGGAAAGAUUCAUUACCUGAAGGAGUGGAACGGAUGCAUAUCGAGGACGACGAAUCUGCUAGUGAAGAAGUUCAUACUCCCAUACGUCCCAGCGAGAAGGCACUCGGAAAACGGCGGGUUAUUUAUGAGUCCGAUGCGUACGAUACGUGCGACCAAUACAGUGACAAGAACCCUACAUCGUCCUUUCGAGAUUCGGUAUUGGAUUCUGACUCGGAUGAGGUGGCAUAUAUGCCACGGCGUCCUCCGGUACGGUAUGUUUAUGAUGCGGCAGCGGAGCGUACGGCACAGCAACUCAAAGAAGGUCGCGUCCUUGUCAAUGGAGUUCAUUAGCUGGCUCUUGAUGCAAACUCCUUCGAUCGUAGAAGUUCAUGUUCAGGUGUCGGACGUCUUGUAAUUUGCUGUACAGUAGUAUGUAACUUUGCAUAGCUUGUCACUUGGUGUUCUUUUCUUUCUUUUUUUGGUGUUUGAAGCAGGCACGUUUGUUUGGACAUGUGUGUGUCGGUGCUGUACCACACAUUAACGGCCUGCCUGCUCACUCUGGGUGUACACCUGUGCACACACUACCACUCCGCAUACUGCUAAGAUGGC
Messenger RNA from Pisolithus orientalis, 2421 nucleotides. RefSeq lists its product as uncharacterized. The annotation marks the transcript as partial. NCBI's taxonomy places the organism in Eukaryota, Fungi, Basidiomycota, Agaricomycetes, Boletales, Pisolithaceae. The record is from RefSeq and is a predicted model, not a curated record. The transcript has 9 exons. Gene Ontology annotation, molecular function: phosphatidylinositol binding; ubiquitin binding. Gene Ontology annotation, biological process: actin filament organization; actin cortical patch localization; endocytosis. Gene Ontology annotation, cellular component: actin cortical patch.